AUGGAUCAGCCAGAUGACAAGGGUUCUGACAAGGAAGAAGAAACAAAGAACGAACGAAAAACAAAAGUCCGACAUCGAUUUAGUGCAGAACAAUUGCAAAAGUUAAAAGCAGAAUUUACACAAAGCCCUUACCCUGAUUAUGAAACUAGAAAAAAAUUGGCCAAACAAUUCCACUGUGAAGCGUUUAUAAUUUAUACCUGGUUCCAGAACAAGAGAGCCAGACUUGCACUAGAAGAGAGACGCAGACUCUUCCUCAGGUGGAGACAGGAAAACAAGAUGCCAGUGUCCCAGGACUCUCAGGCCAGACCUCCAGCUCCCAACUCCACCAAGAUGCAGAGCGCCUCUCACCUCCAAGGGUCUCUCCAGCUCAGCCACACGUGUUCAGCGUCUCACACCAUUUGUGCAGUAUUUUGA
Molecule: messenger RNA, 414 nt
Organism: Sorex araneus (European shrew)
Lineage: Eukaryota; Metazoa; Chordata; Mammalia; Eulipotyphla; Soricidae
Product: cytoplasmic polyadenylated homeobox-like protein 2
Exons: 4
Coding region: 1-414 (137 amino acids)
Biological process (GO): regulation of transcription by RNA polymerase II
Cellular component (GO): nucleus
Molecular function (GO): DNA-binding transcription factor activity, RNA polymerase II-specific; RNA polymerase II cis-regulatory region sequence-specific DNA binding
Source: RefSeq, a predicted model, not a curated record